Messenger RNA from Trichobilharzia szidati, 1818 nucleotides. Lineage: Eukaryota; Metazoa; Platyhelminthes; Trematoda; Strigeidida; Schistosomatidae. The record is from the annotation of a GenBank genome assembly.
AUGUCAGAAUUUUUUAUUCCCAUCGCAAAGGCAGAUUUACUGAAACUUUCAGCUGAAAAUGCAUAUGUUGUAAAUGAUGUUAUUUCUGUGAGGAAUUUGCGGAACAAUCUACCAAAAUGUAAACGUGCUCUUACAAGUUCUGGGUAUUCAUAUAUCCUAAGUGAAUUCGACACUUUAUUCAGUGUGUUACAUGAAUGGGAUAAACUAGACUCAAAUACUAAAGAAGAAGCUUGGCAUAUUGUUCUUAAAGGAUGUGAAAUUUGUGCUCGUGAAUUGGGUUCAGUAUUGGAAACGUUUGACUCUUGUCGAUCAACUUAUGAUCAAGAUGAUAUGAAGCGGCAUAGGAGUGUAAUAAAAAUGCAUACAUAUUUAUUAUGUCAAUUUGUUGAUAUGUUUGAAAAUGAAUUGAAUGUCAAUGCUAAAUCAGUAAUCAGUGGGAAUACUGGACGUGGUAAAGGAGGAAAAGGUAAUCGUCGCGCUGGAGAUCGAGAACCUGCUGAUGUAAACUUAUCGAUGAACUGGCUCGCGGAAUGUGAAUCAGCAAUCAAUAUUAUUGAUCAAAUGUUUCGUUUGAAAUUGGAUAAAUUAUGGGAGCCGCCUAUCGUUGAAUCGGAAUUCAUUAAUUUAUCAGCUAAUUGUUGUUACAAAUUGCUUGAAAAUCGUGAUAUGGCUAGUAAUCAAAAUAUACGAAUGGCAAUUAUCAGUUUAUUGGCCAAUCUGGUACGUCGUCAUCGUCAUGGCUUUACGUGUGCUGUGAAAUUGGCACAAUUAUUACAAUGUUAUCCUCAUAUGGUUAAUUGUCUUCUUGCCAUCGUGAAAUCUUUCACUGAGGAUGAGAAAAUUAAUGAUACUGUACGAGAUUUAUUAAAGGAAAUAUGUAGUUAUGAUGGAGCACAUUUGGAGCGUGAUUCACAAGCUUCUCAAAACUUUUCCAAUUUCUUAAUCGAAGUAGCUCGACUAUAUCCAUCACUGGCUCAAUCAAUUUUACCAUUACUUCGUUCACGACUAGAUGAUGAACCCUAUCAAAUGAGAAAUUGUGUUUUAAGCAUAAUUGGUGAAAUACUGCCAAUGUUUGCUAAACGUGAACAAUUAGAUCAGAAUGAACGUGUUCAAAGAGAUCGUUUAAUGGAUUUAUUACAGGAACAUAUUCAUGAUGUAAAUGGUUAUGUCCGGGCAAAAGCCUUACAUAUAUGGCACAAUAUUGUAGCUCUGGGAGGUUUACCAGUCAGUCGUCAAUCAAAACUAGCAGCUCUAUUAGUUGGUAAUUUGGGUGCAAUGAUGGAUGUAUCAGCUUCAGCAAGAAAAAAUGCCUGUAGAACACUGACAGCUAUGAUAUUGCAAUGUCCUGCUGCCAAGCUUACUGCAAAUGAAUUACAACAGGUUGUAAAUAAAGAGAAAAAACGACUUGAAAGAUUAGAAGAAAUAUUAGCUCAACAUCGUAAAUCUGUUAGUAAGCGAAAAACCGCUAAACAGGCCAGGGUAAACACAAUUGAUGAGAAUGAUGGUGUUACACCCAGUGAUCUUACUGAACAAUUGACAGCUCUUACUGAUGAUGGAGAUGGGGUCGGGAAUGAUGAUGGUGAAGCUAAAGGCAAAAAUAAAUCUAAAAUACAAAAGAAGACGAAGAAGAAAGGGGGGUCGAACAAUAAGAAGCAUAAAAAGAAUAAGAAAUCUAAACUUACAGGUUUAAGUGAUUCAGAUGAUGAAUCACCAACGCGUCGAACUAAAUCAUCAUCAUCACGCCGUCGAUCAAAUAUAGCUGAUGAUGAUGAAGGAGGAGCCUGAAGGCGAUGAUGUUGAUAUGGAUGAUGAUGAUGA